Messenger RNA from Auanema sp. JU1783, 1983 nucleotides. The record is from the annotation of a GenBank genome assembly. Lineage: Eukaryota; Metazoa; Nematoda; Chromadorea; Rhabditida; Rhabditidae.
AUGAAGACUUUAUUCUUAUUGGGUCUUGUGGCCCUCUACGCCGUCAGCGUUCACUGUGAUGAUGAACAAGACAAGAAGGAAAAGUAUGGAACUAUUAUUGGUAUUGAUCUCGGAACCACAUACUCCUGUGUCGGAGUUUUCAAGAACGGACGUGUAGAAAUUAUCGCCAACGACCAAGGAAACCGUAUCACUCCAUCAUACGUCGCCUUCACCGGGGAAAACGGAGAGCGUCUUAUCGGAGAUUCCGCCAAGAAUCAACUUACAAUUAACCCUGAAAACACAGUAUUCGAUGCCAAGCGUCUUAUUGGACGUGACUUCACUGACAAGACUGUUCAAGACGAUAUCAAGCUCUGGCCCUUCAAAGUUCUUGACAAGGCUAACAAGCCCACUGUUCAAUUGAAGGUUGGAAAGGAUGACAAGACUUUCACCCCAGAAGAAAUCUCCGCUAUGGUCCUCGUUAAGAUGAAAGAAAUUGCUGAGUCAUACCUCGGAAAGGAAGUCAAGAACGCCGUAGUCACCGUCCCAGCUUAUUUCAAUGAUGCCCAACGUCAAGCCACCAAGGAUGCUGGAACUAUCGCCGGUCUCAAUGUUGUCCGUAUCAUCAACGAACCAACUGCCGCCGCUAUUGCCUAUGGACUCGACAAGAAGGAUGGAGAACGCAACAUCCUCGUCUUCGAUCUUGGAGGUGGUACUUUCGAUGUUUCUAUGCUCACUAUCGACAAUGGAGUCUUCGAAGUAUUGGCCACCAAUGGAGAUACCCAUCUUGGAGGAGAAGAUUUCGAUCAACGUGUCAUGGAAUACUUCAUCAAGCUUUACAAGAAGAAGGCCGGAAAAGAUAUCCGCAAAGACAACAGAGCCGUCCAGAAGCUCCGUCGUGAAGUUGAGAAGGCCAAGAGAGUUUUGUCUACCCAACAUCAAGUCAAGGUUGAAGUUGAAUCACUCUUCGAUGGAGAAGAUUUCUCUGAGACUCUCACCAGAGCCAAGUUCGAAGAACUUAACAUGGAUCUUUUCCGUGCUACUCUUAAGCCAGUCCAAAAGGUUCUUGAAGAUUCCGAUUUGAAGAAGGAUGACGUUCACGAAAUCGUUCUCGUCGGAGGAUCCACCAGAAUCCCCAAGAUCCAACAACUCAUCAAGGACUUCUUCAACGGAAAGGAACCAUCUCGUGGAAUCAACCCCGAUGAGGCUGUUGCUUACGGAGCUGCUGUUCAAGCUGGAGUUAUCUCUGGUGAAGACGAUACUGGAGACAUCGUUCUUCUUGAUGUCAACCCACUUACCAUGGGUAUCGAGACUGUCGGAGGAGUCAUGACCAAACUUAUCACCCGUAACACCGUCAUCCCAACCAAGAAGUCUCAAGUCUUCUCUACUGCCGCUGAUAACCAGCCAACAGUCACAAUUCAGGUCUUCGAAGGAGAAAGACCUAUGACCAAAGAUAACCAUCAACUAGGAAAAUUCGAUCUUACCGGAAUCCCACCAGCCCCUCGUGGAGUUCCUCAAAUUGAGGUUACUUUCGAAAUUGAUGUCAACGGUAUCCUUCACGUAACCGCUGAAGAUAAGGGAACUGGAAACAAGAAUAAGAUCACCAUUACCAAUGACCAAAACAGACUCAGCCCAGAAGAUAUUGAGCGCAUGAUCAAUGAUGCCGAGAAAUACGCUGAAGAUGACAAGAAGGUCAAGGAGCAGGUUGAAGCUCGUAACGAACUCGAAUCAUACGCCUACUCCCUGAAGAACCAAAUCGAUGAUAAGGAGAAGCUCGGAGGAAAGCUUGAUGAUGAUGACAAGAAGACUAUCGAAGAAGCCGUCGAUGAGGCUAUUAGCUGGCUCGACAGCAACCGCGAAGCUUCAGUCGAAGAUCUCAAAGAACAAAAGAAGGAUCUCGAAGGAAAGGUCCAACCCAUCAUCAGCAAGCUUUACAAAGACGGAGGUGCCCCAACAGGAGAAGAAGGCGCAGGAGCCGAAGGAGCUGACGAGAAAGACGAGCUCUAA